GCAUGCUCUGUCCAAGUCCAGUUCGGUUUCUGUUGCGGGAUCCGCUGUGUCUUCUAGCGCAACCGGAACUGUCCGACGCGGGGCCGGACUCAGCUUGGGCGACCUUGUUGUCUCUGAGCCUUCCCUUCCCUCAUUCCCUUUUCUCCCCUUCGACUCGUCUGCCUUUUUUCCUGAAAUAGCCAUCAUGAGCGGGAGGCUCUCGGCGUCGUCUCCACCUCGGUGGCCGGGGUUAUUGCUCCUAUCGCUACUCCUGCUGGGGGCAACGCCGGGCCCGCGUCUGUGCACGGCUUUCUAUUUGCCCGGCCUGGCACCGGUCAACUUCUGCGAAGAAGAAAAAAAGAGUGACGAGUGCAAGGCUGAAAUAGAGCUGUUCGUGAACAGGCUUGACUCAGUAGAGUCAGUUCUUCCUUAUGAAUAUACAGCGUUUGACUUUUGCCAAGCAUCUAAAGGUAAACGCCCAUCUGAAAAUCUUGGUCAGGUAUUAUUUGGGGAAAGAAUUGAGCCUUCACCAUAUAAGUUUACAUUUAAUAAGGAGGAGACCUGUAAACUUGUUUGUACAAAAGUAUACCAUACAGAGAAAGCCGAAGACAAACAAAAGUUAGAAUUCUUGAAAAAAAGCAUGCUGCUGAAUUAUCAACAUCACUGGAUUGUGGAUAAUAUGCCUGUAACAUGGUGUUAUGAAGUUGAAGACAGUCAGAAGUUCUGUAAUCCUGGAUUUCCUAUUGGCUGUUACAUUACAGAUAAAGGCCGAGCUAAAGAUGCUUGUGUUAUCAGUUCAGAAUUCCAUGAAAGAGAUACAUUUUACAUCUUCAACCAUGUUGACAUCAAAAUAUACUACCAUGUUGUUGAAACGGGGUCCAUGGGAGCAAGAUUAGUGGCUGCUAAACUUGAACCUAAAAGUUUCAAACAUACCCAUAUAGAUAAACCAGACUGCUCUGGACCCCCCAUGGAUAUAAGUAACCAGGCUUCUGGGGAGAUUAAAAUUGCCUAUACUUAUUCUGUUAGCUUCGAGGAAGAUAAAAAGAUCAGGUGGGCAUCUAGAUGGGACUAUAUUCUGGAAUCUAUGCCUCAUACCCACAUUCAGUGGUUUAGCAUUAUGAAUUCCCUGGUCAUUGUCCUUUUCUUGUCUGGAAUGGUGGCUAUGAUUAUGCUACGGACACUGCAUAAAGAUAUUGCCAGAUAUAAUCAGAUGGAUUCUACAGAGGAUGCCCAGGAAGAAUUUGGCUGGAAACUAGUUCAUGGUGAUAUAUUCCGUCCUCCAAGAAAAGGGAUGCUGUUAUCAGUCUUUCUAGGAUCAGGAACACAGAUUUUAAUUAUGACAUUUGUGACUCUGUUUUUUGCUUGCCUGGGAUUUUUGUCACCUGCCAACAGAGGAGCACUGAUGACCUGUGCUGUGGUCCUGUGGGUGCUGUUGGGUACACCUGCAGGCUAUGUCGCUGCCAGAUUCUAUAAGUCCUUUGGAGGUGAGAAGUGGAAAACAAAUGUUUUAUUGACCUCUUUUCUUUGUCCUGGGAUUGUAUUUGCUGACUUCUUUAUAAUGAAUCUGAUUCUCUGGGGAGAAGGAUCUUCAGCAGCUAUUCCUUUUGGAACACUGGUUGCCAUAUUGGCCCUUUGGUUCUGCAUAUCUGUGCCUCUAACAUUUAUUGGUGCAUACUUUGGUUUUAAGAAGAAUGCCAUUGAACACCCAGUUCGAACCAAUCAGAUUCCACGUCAGAUUCCUGAACAGUCCUUCUACACAAAGCCAUUGCCUGGUAUUAUCAUGGGAGGAAUUUUGCCCUUUGGAUGUAUCUUUAUACAGCUUUUCUUCAUUCUGAAUAGUAUUUGGUCACACCAGAUGUAUUAUAUGUUUGGCUUCCUAUUUCUGGUGUUUAUCAUUUUGGUUAUUACAUGUUCUGAAGCAACUAUACUUCUUUGCUAUUUCCACCUAUGUGCCGAGGAUUAUCAUUGGCAAUGGCGUUCAUUCCUUACUAGUGGCUUUACUGCAGUUUAUUUCUUAAUAUAUGCAAUACACUACUUCUUUUCAAAACUGCAAAUUACAGGAACAGCAAGUACAAUUCUGUACUUUGGUUAUACCAUGAUAAUGGUUUUGAUCUUCUUUCUUUUUACAGGAACAAUUGGCUUCUUUGCAUGCUUUUGGUUUGUUACCAAAAUUUACAGUGUGGUGAAGGUUGACUGAAGAAGCCCAGUGUGUCCAGUUAAAACAGAAAUAAAUUCUUCAUCAUCAAAGAUCUUUUUUUGUGAUUACCUUGAGUUUUAUCAGCAUUGGCCUAGUAAUCCUUCAGAAACAACAUAAUUCUAAAUACACCUCUUUCCAUAUACUUGUCCCCACAAAAUAUGUUUUCAACACCAAAACAUUUGUAUUGUGAUUUAUUAAGUAUAUAUUGAGUUGUUCUCAGUGAAGAGCAAAUUUAAAUAUUAUGUGUAUUUGUAAAUACAAUAGCUAUAAAAUUUUCAAUACUUCUAAUGGCAGUAAUAGAGGAGGCCAUAUUAAACAAUAUUGAUGAAAUGCCAGACAGUUCAUUGUAAAUAGGAUUUUCUAGGCUCAGUAGGUGGGAAGAAUUAUUUUUCUUUGAAGGAAUAACUUUUUAUCAUGGUAAUUUUGAAGGAUGAUUCGUAUGAUGUGUUUAUUGGGGGGAAGCAUUUAAAAAAAUCCUGUAUUGGUUGUGAUUGUUCAUACCUUCUUUUCUGUGUUGACUUCAUUAUUCCCAUGGUAUUGGCCUUUUAAACUAUGUGCCUCUGAGUCUUUCAAUUUAUAAAUUUUGUUAUCUUAAUAAAUAUUGUAAAAACA
Messenger RNA from Phyllostomus hastatus (greater spear-nosed bat), 2788 nucleotides. It is a transcript of the gene TM9SF2, whose product is annotated as transmembrane 9 superfamily member 2. The coding region runs from base 185 to 2176 and encodes 663 amino acids. The transcript has 17 exons. The record is from RefSeq and is a predicted model, not a curated record. Gene Ontology annotation, biological process: protein localization to membrane. Gene Ontology annotation, cellular component: membrane. NCBI's taxonomy places the organism in Eukaryota, Metazoa, Chordata, Mammalia, Chiroptera, Phyllostomidae.